Molecule: messenger RNA, 2397 nt
Organism: Rhinichthys klamathensis goyatoka
Lineage: Eukaryota; Metazoa; Chordata; Actinopteri; Cypriniformes; Leuciscidae
Gene: cnsta
Product: consortin, connexin sorting protein a
Exons: 10
Coding region: 1-1728 (575 amino acids)
Biological process (GO): positive regulation of Golgi to plasma membrane protein transport
Cellular component (GO): trans-Golgi network; plasma membrane; transport vesicle
Molecular function (GO): connexin binding
Source: RefSeq, a predicted model, not a curated record
AUGGACGACGGACAGUGGCAGAGCGAUGGCCCAGUGAGGCGGGCAGGACUAACCGACUCCGACCUCCUAAAUGACUCAGAGUCCAGCCGCAGCCCUGACGAGAACCAGAACCGACUGGUGGAGGAAGCAGAGGAGGUGGAACAGGGGCCCCGUGGUGGACAGAAGCCCCUCAGACAGGAUCAUACUAAUAACAAUAGUGAUGAUGAAGAUUACGACAGCUCCAAGGUGGAGGACGAGGAAGAAGAGGAGGAGGAGGAAGAGGUGGACAGUAACAGUGGCGCAUACUCUCCAGAGCUGGAUGGACACAUCCGAGACUCCCCGACACCCAGUCCCAGUCCUACAGUGUCAGAGGGUCUUGUCAGCCCUGAAGGACCUCCUCAGGGCGAUGCUGGUUCCCCCCAGGGCUUCGGACGCCCCCUGUCGGCAUCUCUCCAGGAGCUGGGGGAGCAGGGAGACCACCCUCUUCUGCCACACUGCCUCCAUCAGGCUGUGAACGAGCAUUUUCCAGAUGAGAGAGCAGUCAGGUUCAUCCAGUUAGAGAGACUCUAUCAUGAACGUCUCCUGUCCAACCUCUCCGCUCUACAGCAACUGUGGGAGAGGAGAUGGAGUUCGGUUGGCCGGUGUCAGGAAAGGCGAGAAGGCGGAGACGGUGACCUGGAGGCUGAACACCUGGAGAAACUGAGACACAUCUGCAGAACGCACAGGCAACCUGCGCGGAGUAUUGAGAAGUGUGAGGUGUCCAAAGUGCAAAGAAACAGUGUGAUCAGAGAAACACUGGGAGGAGAGCAAAACCUGACCACGCAAGUGCUUUCAUGCAGCUCAGGGAAGGCUAUGGAGGAUCAGAGUACAUAUGAGGUACAACAGGAAGUCAUCCAUCCUGAAGACCGUAGCACUGCCCCACAAUCCCACCAGAGCGAACAUCAGCAUGACCCCUCCCCCUCCUCGGACACACACUCUUCCUCCUCCUCAGCCGGGACGCACGGCUCCUCCUCUCCAGCCUGUGAGGAUUCAGGAGCAGAGGAAGAGAGCAUAAGUGUGGCAGCUUCCCACAGGGAUGCCUCACCAGUGCCUGAGUCUCCAAUGGACGCUGCUCAACCAGGCAACGUGGAGCUUCAGACUGACACGAUCGGCCCCGGAGUGGUGAUGGAGGGGACGGGGGACACUGUGGAUACGGGGCAAGAUGUGCCACACGCAGGGGAGAUAGAAGAGGCUCUAAAGGUGGAGGAAGGAGGUGAAGAUCAGGAACCUCAGGAACAGGAUAUUCCUGAAAAUACACCAGAGUUGGAGCUAGAGGAGAAUGGGAAUGGGGUGGAGUUGUUGGAUAUUAUUAAUGUGUCUAUGCUGGAUGACAUGGCCAAGCGCAUACAGGUGGAAGAGAUCGCUCCAGCUGCUGGUCUUGUGUCGAUCUUAAAGAGAAGAGUGUCUCUGGAAGGAGCCAACAGCUCUACCCCCGCUGCCUCUAAACCCGUCCCCAAAAGAAAGGUCCGUUUCCGAGAACCUGACGAAGGCCUCGACCACGAUGAGGUGGGCGGAGACUCCUGGCUCCUCCUCCUCUUGUUGUGCUUGGCUACCGUGGUGAUCAGUGUGGGCGGGACUGCGCUCUACUGCACUUUCGGAGACGCCCAAUCCAGUGUGUGCACAGACUUUUCCCAUAACAUGGACUUCUACAUCGGACGGGUGCAGAGGGGAAUGGACGAGCUCAAACACUGGCUGUCCCCGAGCUCAUAGCAGGACGACGAGUCAUUUUCUGCCUCCGUUUCUUCUUCUCGGUAGCCUCCGUGAUCUUCGAUGCUGAGAAAUCCUCAUAAAUAGGCCUUUGCUGGGUCACACUGACACAGGAGCCCGUCUGUAAGGUCCUAAAGGGGACGUCCGGCCCCUGGAAGACACCGGAAACCACUUUGGCCAGUUUUCGACUCAAGUAGCCCACUGUUUACUGCCAUCAACUGAACCUCAUACGAAGAGACUUCUUUUUUUUUAAAGUCUUAAAUCUCAAAUCUUAAUAUUUGGUUGUCUUAUAUUCGUUCAAAAAGUUGAAUGACCACCGUAGUACUGAAGAUAUAAUAAUGGACAUAUCCAUCUGUAGCCUGGACGUAGCAUUCUCCUGUGGUGGGCUUGGAUGGUCUUGUUUAUAAAAAUGUUUAUAGGGACAGGAAAGCAAUACAUGUAUAUUGAGGAAUUAUAGAUGCUGUAUAUAGAUACAGUCAAAUCACAGUAACUAUAGUUUUCCUUUAAUUAGUAUAGAAAAGCAAAGAGAGUUGUCUGGCAGAUUUGGCAAUAUUUUUAUCAUUAUUAACACAACAUUGAUAUUAAUUAUUUAAUUUAAAUGUAUUAUUAAUUAAUAAUUGAUAUAUCUUCUUUAAUUCAGUCUGAUACUUGAAACUAGCAGUGUCAAACAAA